CAAUCAAUCUGAAUCGCGCAUCCAACCAAACUAAAGAACCUUCUGCAACUUGACCCCAGGGAGAGCUAAGUACAUAACAGUAGAAGCCUCAGGGUUUCUCGACGUAGCUCUAAAAGUUCGAUUUAGUUUCACUCUCUUUAUUCAUACGGUUCUACUAGACAGCACUACAACAGCAAUUUUAAUACCUAGUUUCACACAGCAACAAUACCAAAGCAGCGCUUUGGGGAAAGAAUAAUUGUUCUAAGUACUUUCAGCAUCGCAAUCCAAAAGCGGAGUUUAUCACAGUAGUCAACAUCGCGCGCGAACGUAUACGUACAAGAUGCAGGGCCACCAAGAAAACCUGGGUUUCCCCGGCUUUGUGCAGCAGCACGACAUUCAUCCGGGGAACUAUCCACCGAAAAAAGAUGGGUCGUACAUCAAUGACAAGAAAGACGAAGGUCCAGAUUGGGCGAAGAAAUUUGAGGACGACAAGAAGCUGAGCAAGGCGAGCGAGUGGAAGUUGAAAAUGGGGGACAAAGCCGGCGAUAUGGUGGGGGAAAAGAAGAAAGCACAAAAGACAGCAUGGGCGGGAUACAAAUUCGGCAGUACUUGUUUACCAUUUACAUUUUCGGUUUCUUGCUUCGAUACAUCAAAUGCCUAUUGUGCUGUGCAUAAUUAUCUUCGUCAUGUUGUUUUCCUUUAUCUCACUUUUGUAUGAUGUAGUAGACGAAGGCUUCGGCAACAGCGCUCGGAUUUUGCGUUUUUGUCGAAGCGGUUUCUUCUGUGUGAGGAAAUGCCAUUUUUUGCAAAAAAAAAUCUGUACCAGAUAAUCAAAACAACCAAUUUGCGGGCGGGUUCGUAAUCGGAAUCGAAGAAAAGAAGGGUGGUGACAAAUAUUCCGUGAUGAACAAAGCGAAGAAAUCCGGUGGUCAUUUGCUGGAAAAGAAAAACAUGGGUACUUGUCACAAACAGAGCCGAAAGAGGACUGCAUUUUCAACAUGAAUUUGAUUCGACUCGUUUCUUGGAAUUUGACUAUGCAUGUCAAGAUGAGAAGACUAAAAAUACUUUAAGCAUAGAAUGAAAAUUUGGAUUGUUUUCUCUCCUGCUGUGCGGAAGCUGAUCAGAAAUCUAUUCCCUGCAUCAAAACAAAAUCUUACCAGGCAAGAACCGUAUCUCGCAGAUUAAGGACAGCACGCUUUCGGGAAUUACCAAGCCGGCCAUCCGGCGGUUGGCGCGAAGAGGCGGCGUCAAGCGAAUUUCAAAGCCGAUUUACGACGAAAUUCGUUCCGAGCUGCGAAUCUUUCUGGAAUCAACGCUGCGCGACGCCACCACGUACAUAUUUACAACGAACGAUGAAUUUUGAUGUAGUUGUUUUUGGGAACUCGAUGUGUCGCGGAUGCAUGUGAGCUCAUGCGAGGAGUCCUUUAUCAAUGAAUCUCCCGUGCUGCGCUCAUAAUUUAGACUUUCCUUGUGUCAGCGUUAGCAGACAUGCAGAGGUAGGACAGCCAGUAAUCGAGACAGCAAGAAAAAGAGCGAAAAUAAAAAUAUAAUUUUCACUUCUGAACGCAGGUAUUGUGAGCACGCGAAGCGCAAGACGGUGAAGCCGCUGGAUAUUGUGUACGCACUAAAGCGAAAGGGCCGCGACCUCUACGGUUACGGUAUGUAAAGGCACCGCGGUCAUGGUCCUUGGACGGCGGGAGUCGUAGAGCGACGAGAUACAGCAGCAGGCUGUACUGAUUUCAGUAUCUAUUCACACUUCAUCAUCAUCUGCCGGGACGAGCAUUCUUUAUUUGGAAGGCGAAGGGUCGGCGGAAGCGGAAGCGCAGGGGAAUCGACGCAAUUACAGAACAAAAAAUACGACGAGCAAAAUCAUAAAUAAGUUCGAACAAAUGGCGCGUCCGAGGAUGAAAAAUUUCACUGCUUUCUCUUUCCGAUUCCGGUCAAGGGCGUAAGCCUUUCGUAGCCGUGUCCCUGUGCAGUAGUGACGAAUUAUGCUGGAAUUAUGCAACAACUGUUACGUAACACUCGGAGCUCUUUGAUCCUGUCCGCGCCAGCUCCGGACAUGAGGGUGAGAGUGACCAGUGUGAUGUUUGGCCAGACGCAGUGAUUAGUUUUGAUGAUAGGCGAUGAACAUUGGAAAAUCUUCUUCGAGAAGAUUUGAAGAACAACCUGAUUGUACAAAUAAACACUGAUCAUUUUUUUCACCUCUCUUUCCGUCGAGCUUCUUCCGUUCUUGAGGUUUUACUGGGCUCAGCACUCUGUCUGACCGAGUGAUCUAUCAUUGCUGGUCGGGCGGAGUGUUUUUGGCUAGUGCGACCAUUCCAGGAACAGCCUAUACCUAACUCUGCAGCCAGCUAGCAGCUGAUAUCUGUUAGCUGUAAAGGACGAAAGCACAUAAAAUAUCAUCAAUUAAAUUUACAAGAACCCACUUUCGUAGACCAUACUUCGCACACGCUUUAGUUGGAAUCAUGGUUUCGUCGAACAUCAACACAUACGACAUGUAGCACCACUUCUUUGCCUGCUGUAUAUGAUAUUUACACUGUGCUGUCGCCCGCUAGUACUACAACUUCUAUCAGAAAAAGUACAGGAUCUUCACAUUGCAGGUGUAUUUGGAUGAAAGAUAAAGAUUACCAUUUUCCAGUGGUCCUUGAGUGUACAAAACAACCUCCGUAUCGUGCACAACGAGGCUAUUUUUACGAGCGGACGGUUCUGCGCUGUCGUGUCGCGCAGCUUCUGGGAGGUGCAGUAGUACUUUACCAAUACGCAUUCUUCUACGUAAGAAAGCCAAGCUGCAGAGGUGCACGUGCAGAGCCAUCCCGAUAUAUAAUAUUGAAAACGUGCCACCUCUACUCAUCUAAUGACAGAAUGUUUUGCAUGUUGUGCUUUUUUUGAACGGACCUUCUACUUCUUGUCGACCAGCUUUGUCUUCUCGACAGCUCGGCGGCCUAUCACCAGGUAUUUGAAAAUCCUAGGUGAUAGCGUCGCGCGUAUCUGCCUGACAAGGCGCGCCGUGUAUCAGCAGAUGCCCAAAGCUACGUACUUACACCUUUCUGAAGAUUCCGCCGGUUGCGCCGCCGUGCUUAUCUGAGGAUGCCAGAGGGAGGCGUCGAGUUCAGCAUAGAAAAAUCAACGACUCCUACAAGGCACGAUGCUGGACCAACAUGCUCACGACCGAUCCUAUGAUUAAGUGAGCAUCCGAUCAGAUAAUCAGGGCUGCCUGCCUCAAGCCUCUGCUACCUGCGAGCCCACUAUAUCUACAUCAGGUGCAGGGACGGUGGUGCUCGAACUACAUGUGGGUUACCGUGCAAGUGGACAGAAAAAACUCGACCGGUGUUCCUGACGUUUCGUCACAACACCUGACUUGCAACUACCAAAAAUCCAAAUUUCACUGUUAUAAUUUUCGCAGAAAAUAACGGCG
Molecule: messenger RNA, 3397 nt
Organism: Amoebophrya sp. A120
Lineage: Eukaryota; Dinophyceae; Syndiniales; Amoebophryaceae
Source: the annotation of a GenBank genome assembly